Glycine soja is the source of this 785-nucleotide messenger RNA. RefSeq lists its product as uncharacterized. The transcript has a single exon. The coding region runs from base 242 to 586 and encodes 114 amino acids. The record is from RefSeq and is a predicted model, not a curated record. NCBI's taxonomy places the organism in Eukaryota, Viridiplantae, Streptophyta, Magnoliopsida, Fabales, Fabaceae.
UCCAUAUAAGUAAAAUGGGAGAUGCAGGAUUCAAAUGUCCUGAUCCAGCUUUAUAAGGCCCAUUUCACAGAAGCCCAAAGAUGAAGAAAUCGCAGGAAGGCUCCAGAGAAACGAAAAAGGCGAAUAUUUCCCCCGAGUGUAUAUUACAAAACACCAAUUCAGUUCACUUCAACGCUGAGAUUGGAGAACAAAGAAAAAAAAAACGUAGAAGGAAGGUUAAGACUUAAGCGAGGUUAUAGCAAUGUUCUUUUUCUUCGUGGGAGGGUUGCAGCAAGAGAUACGGCAAGUGCUGAAAUCCGGUGUGGGCAAGUGCACGUUCUGCGCCAACAACCGCGUGGAUCUCGUCAACUACGACAAGGUUCUCAAGCUCUUCUUCGUUCCCGUCUGGCGGUGGCCGGCGAAGGAUCCUCUCUUGUAUUGCGGCGGUUGUAAGAACUUCUUCCCGUACAAUUACUCCCUGCCUCCCGGCGGCGACGGCGAAUCGGCAUCGCCUACGGCGGUCACCGACGCCUUGCGCUGCCGCUUCUGCGACCGCUCCGUGGAGGCUGACUUCCGAUUCUGCCCCUUCUGCGGCUCCGAACUGUGAAGAGAAAUGUGUGGAGAGGUUUUGGGAAAGUUUAAAGAGCGAAAAAAUGAAAGUGAGGGUUCGUUAAUUGUUAAUUGUUACUAUAUUUUGUUAUGUACGAUACUGCGAUCGUUUUUUUAAUUUUUCUUGUUGUAAUUGGAAAGUAAUUUCGGAACUUCUACAAUGCAAUAUGCCUUUGUUGCGUGGGAAUUUUGUGUCA